This is a messenger RNA of Solea senegalensis (Senegalese sole), 3811 nucleotides long. RefSeq names its product phosphatidylinositol-4-phosphate 5-kinase, type I, gamma a (gene pip5k1ca). Gene Ontology annotation, molecular function: phosphatidylinositol kinase activity. The transcript is spliced from 15 exons. Bases 196 to 2073 code for a protein of 625 amino acids. NCBI's taxonomy places the organism in Eukaryota, Metazoa, Chordata, Actinopteri, Pleuronectiformes, Soleidae. The record is from RefSeq and is a predicted model, not a curated record. Gene Ontology annotation, biological process: phosphatidylinositol metabolic process.
AGCGAGUGGAGAGGAGCGGAGUGCGAGGAAACACUGACAGAUGAAGGCGCCGUCGCUGAUAAUCAUAACAUAUUCCUCGGUCUGACUGUUGUUACGUACCAUAUCACGCUCUGCUCCUUCCUUCCACCGGGAGAGCGCUGUCGCUGCGGGGUCUUUCAUUCGGAGGGCUUCUCUGUUUUUCCUCCGGGAGACUGAAUGGAAGCGGCAGCGGAGGGAGCGGUCGGGCUGUCGGAGGCCAAGGACGGGAGCCCGCUAUCCGGGGACGCAGCAUCCGAUGAUGGGGACACGGUCGUUGGAGUUAGCUACGGGAUGGACGCCGCAGACAUGGAUGCUGCAGCUAAGAAAGCCUUCAUCACAGAGAUGCCCUCAUCAUCAGGCCAGCCUGGUCAGGGAAAGAAGAUUGGCCACAGAGGGGUUGAUGCAUCAGGAGAAACUACUUACAAGAAGACCACAUCCUCCGCCUUGAAAGGUGCCAUCCAGCUGGGCAUUGGUUACACGGUGGGCAAUCUAAGCUCCAAGCCUGAGAGAGAUGUGCUGAUGCAGGACUUCUAUGUGGUGGAAAGCAUCUUUUUCCCCAGUGAAGGCAGCAACCUCACUCCAGCUCACCAUUUCCCAGACUUCCGCUUCAAGACAUAUGCUCCUGUGGCCUUCCGUUACUUCAGAGAACUUUUUGGUAUCAGGCCAGAUGACUACCUGUACUCCCUGUGUAACGAGCCCCUGAUUGAACUGUCUAAUCCUGGAGCAAGUGGUUCAGUCUUUUAUGUUACAAAGGACGACGAGUUCAUCAUCAAGACUGUGAUGCACAAGGAAGCUGAGUUCUUACAGAAACUGCUGCCUGGAUACUACAUGAACUUGAAUCAAAACCCUCGCACUUUGCUGCCCAAGUUUUUUGGCCUCUACUGUGUCCAGUCAGGCGGGAAAAACAUCCGCAUGGUGGUGAUGAAUAAUGUCCUUCCCCGCGUAGUACGCAUGCACCUCAAAUACGACAUGAAGGGCUCCACCUACAAGAGGCGUGCGUCAAAGAAAGAGAGGGAGAAGGCUCGGCCCACGUUCAAAGAUCUGGACUUCAUGCAAGACUUACAGGAUGGACUGAUGCUGGACCAGGACACAUAUAACGCACUUGUCAAAACGCUACAGAGAGACUGCCUGGUGUUGGAAAGCUUCAAGAUCAUGGACUAUAGCUUGCUGCUCGGUGUUCACAAUAUGGACCAGGCAGAGAGGGAGAGGCAGAUGGAGGGCUCACAGGGUGACAGUGAUGAGAAGAGGCCCGUGGCCCAGCAGAAGGCCCUCUACUCCACAGCCAUGGAGUCCAUUCAGGGCGGAGCAGCCUGCGGAGGGUCCAUCGACACUGACGACACGAUGGGUGGUAUCCCAGCAGUCAAUGGAAAGGGAGAGAGACUCCUUCUGUACAUUGGAAUCAUCGACAUCCUGCAGUCCUACAGGCUAAUCAAGAAACUGGAGCACACGUGGAAGGCUUUGGUUCAUGAUGGGGACACUGUGUCAGUCCACCGGCCCGGCUUCUAUGCGGAUAGGUUCCUUAAGUUCAUGAGCAACACAGUUUUCAGGAAGAGUUCCUCUCUGAAAUCCUCUCCUUCUAAGAAGGGCCGCGUGUCAUUGAUGGUGCCUAAGUGCGCUGGUCCUGGUGCAGCCUGGUCAGCGAGCCAGCUGCCCUGUGAGAGGGAUGAGAACAUCUACGACCUGAGAGGAGCUCGUAGCUUUCCAACACUGGAGGAUGAGGGGCGGCCAGAUCUUCUUCCAUGUACUCCUCCAUCAUUUGAGGAAGCCACCACAGCGUCAAUCGCCACCACGCUGUCUUCUACCACCUCUCUGUCCAUUCCUGAGAGAUCCCCAUCUGACACAUCAGAACACCCUCGCUACAGGCGGCACACCCAGUCUCUCAGCCAUGAUGUGAGGACCCAGGAGGAGCUGCGUGUGCGUGAGGAGGAUCAGCAGACCAUCACAGUGGAGGUGGAGUUAAAGAGACAUGACAGCGAGCCCACCAUCUCUGUUCCACAGCUUUCACCUGAAACCCGGUACAUAACAACAAAACUGUCUACAUAUACUAUAUAUUAACAGUAGAAUAACUCCUGCAAUUUACGGACCAGUAUGUCAUGUACUCAUUAAUACUACUUGUGAUAGUGAGUGAUAGGUGUACUUAAUGUUAGGGCUUCUUAAGUGUUUCUGACACACAUAGUCUGAAUUAUACUCCAUCACUCGACACUUUUAAAUGGAAAUGGAAGACGUGUUGGACACUUUCCUCACACACCUGUGGAAUUUCCUUGUGUCACAGACACAAUUUAUCAUCUUUUUUCACACAUUGUGUCUCAUUGUAGACGUUUUAUCUUCAGCUGUCAGACAAAACUGUUCUCUGGACCAGUAAAUUCAGAAUCUUUUUCUCCUCAGUUACAUCAUCAACAUCUAUUCAUUAUCAAAACAAAGGCAAAGCAGCACAGAUAUAGAUAACAAAUAAACAAACCUUGACAGAAGGAUAAACUAAACAGAUGUUAUAAGAGGUGGAUGGAACACCACUGGAGCAUAUAUGAAAAAUGGUUUGUCUUCUCAAAAGUGUUAAACAACAACGUAAAAACAACCCGGGUUUAUUUGUCAAAUUAAUUUUGACAUCUUUAUAGCCAUAGAGAAAUACAUUUUUGGGGGCAGCACUGUUGUAAAGGUGACUAGAGACUAUAGUCUGAGUUUUGUUUGCAAGACGCAAGAGUAAGUGCAGCAAAUAUUCCUGCUUCCAGUGCAGACAAUGACUUCCAGUGUUUUUAGGGUCUAGCUUUAUUGAAAGGGUCAACGGGAGGGGGUGCUUUUUAAAGUGUAGCCUGUCAUUACUUGAAUUUCCAGACUUUCAGACUCUAGCUUUAAUGUAGACCUGUUUUCAUGAGCGAAAUAUCUCCAGUACAGUGCAGUACUGUAGGAUCUGUCACAAAUAUAGUGUCAUUAGACCAGUAGUGGGCAGCACCUCCUGACAACACCAUUAGUGAGGUCUUAAAACUCCUAUUACAUAGUAGACUCCAGUGCUUUACUUGACAGUGUUGGCAUAGCACAAUGUGAACUGUCUGAUGGUUUGGAUAUGAAAUUACUCUUCUCCUACUGUACAUCUUCUCUUAAAGUUGAAUAUCUGCCAACAAACCAGAUGGAUCAAUCAGAUAAAAGUGAUAACAGCUUUACCAUUUUCACCGUAAACAGUGACUAGAAGAUGAGUCAGCUCUGACACACUGCCUGUAGUAUGUAUGUGACCCUGACAGAGAGUAGAUAAGCUGCUGAGCUCCAGUGAGUCGUCCAUGACCCCAAUCAUCAAUAUGACUCGUUUUGAUGUGACAAUAUUAAUAACCUGUCCUUGUCUCACCUGGAUACACACUCUCUCUCUUUCUCUCUCUCUCACUGUCACACACACAGCAGCUAGACCCAUUUGCUUAUUGGGGCUCAGGGAUCUCCUGCUCUAGACAGCUAAGUGCUGCAGGCACUAUGUGAAGCAGACACUGCCGUACAGUAAUGAGACUAUGAGAAAGUGCACAUCUGUAUUAAUUGGUGUCGAAUUGCUGUGUGUAUAGACAAGGGGCUAAAUGAGCCCUGACAUGGGGUAACCAGCCAUUACAAGUAGGGCAGUGGGACAGGAAGGCUGCAUGCACAGGCCAGCUCCCAUAAUUCCAGGAUGACCUGACAUGCUUAUGUUAACCUGGAUUUGGUUGUUUUAAGCUUUUUUGUUUUGGCGCUUACUUGAAAAUGAAUUGGAACAAGACAACAGCAGGAGAGAUGCAAACUCAAUAACCACAAGAUCAUGACUAAGUCCACAUGGAAUCUAUCG